ACUUAUAACUUUGUUUGUCUAUGACUCUUCUGAAUUCAAAACUUCAAAACAGCCCAGUCAGACGGCGAGAAGUGGCGCAGCCUUUUUGAGAGCCAUUCUUCCCAAUUAUUUAAAUACUUCUCUGGCCUUCAGUCCAACACUUGCUUGCAAGUCAAUGAUUACACGGCGGAGUCAAGAAACCUAAAUACCGAACACCACGAAAGAGCUCGAUGAGCUAUUCGACAACCUCGAUUUUGCGGAAUCAGCGCCACGAGUACCUCUCAAGGACCUCAAAUACUUAGGUAAUUUAGCCUCAGCUUAGCGGAGUCUCUACUGAGUUUAUUUUGGUAUCCUCUAAGUCUUGUCAUAAUGUCGACGAAGCCAUUAGCGCACGAGAAGCGCAAGGGCGAAUCGGCGCUCAGCGAUUUCGCGGAUUAUGUAGAGCAACAGCAGAACUUGCGGUAUCCGACCGCGCGAACGACGACGGACGCAGCUGAGACCACAGACUCAAAUACCGAACACCACGAAGAACUCGAUGAGCUAUUCGAUAACCUCGACCUUGCGGAGUCAGCACCGCGAGUGCCUCUCAAGGACCUUCUGCUUGGAUCGACUGAAGAUGAAGACACAUUGAAGCAAUUGGAGGAAAUUGUCUCUGACCGAUUAGAGGAAGGUUUCGGCGAAUGCGUUUUCGAGAUUGGAUAUGAGAACCAUGGCGAAUCGAUGAACCUAACCCUCGAUCAAUGGAACCAGGCGUUCAAAACACUUCAGGAAGCAGCAAAUGGGGUGCGCGCCGACUGCGAUCUGUUAUUAACUAAGAAUGUUGGUGGCGACCUCGAGGCCGCGAGCACUACCGACAAGCCUACCAAGGAUAAAAGCUGCAGCGGCAAGGUUCUGAUCCGCCAGAAUCCCGCAACAAUAGAGGAUGUCAUUGAAACCCGGAUAGCGGUAGUAGGGAAUGUCGACGCAGGCAAGAGUUCCAUGUUGGGCGUGCUCGUAAAGGGAGACCUUGAUGAUGGAAGAGGUAAAGCUCGCGUCAAUCUCUUUAGACACAAGCACGAAAUUGAGUCUGGGCGAACCAGUUCGGUUGGUAUGGAGAUCAUGGGCUUUGACACCAUGGGCAAGGUCGUCACCUCUGACACUCCUGGGCGCAAGUUGUCUUGGGAAGAAAUUGGCAAGAGGAGUGCAAAGGUCAUCACCUUCACUGACUUGGCUGGUCACGAGAAGUAUCUUCGAACGACAGUAUUCGGAUUGCUCUCAAGCAGCCCAAACUAUUGUCUUCUUAUGGUGGCGGCGAACAACGGUCUUAUUGGCAUGAGCAAAGAGCAUCUAGGUAUUGCUCUGGCUCUAAACGUUCCCGUCAUGGUUGUUGUCACCAAGAUUGAUAUCUGCCCUCCCAACAUUCUGGAGCAGACAUUGACGCAGAUCACCAAGAUCAUGAAGAGCCCUGGAGCUCGAAAGAUACCGACUUUCAUAAAGACUCGUGAGGAAUGCAUAAACACAGCCACUCAGUUCGUCAGUCAACGGAUAUGCCCUGUCUUCCUCGUCUCCAACGUUACAGGGGAGAAUCUUGAUCUGGUCAGGACGUUCUUGAACAUCCUUCCCCAUCACGGACGCUACAACUCAGAUGCCCCAUUCGAGUUCCACGUCAAUGACACUUUCUCAGUACCUUUCACAGGUACCGUCGUGUCUGGCAUCAUCAAGUCUGGUGUCAUUCAUGAGGGCGACAACGUUCUCAUCGGGCCUGAUUCUCUGGGCCAAUUCACACCAACCUCUGUCAAGUCAAUUGAGCGCAAGAGGAUACGAGUUCCCGCCGCAUCGGCUGGACAGUCUGCUUCUUUCGCCUUGAAGAAGGUCAAGCGCAAAGACGUGCGCAAGGGUAUGGUACUUCUACCCCGGAUCGAAGGCCAGGUGAUGCCAAAGGUGCACCGUGAGUUUGUUGCAGAGGGUAAGCAUUUAGGUCAAUGCCACAAUGAGCCACACUAACAUUGCCAGUUCUUAUUCUCUCACACGCCACUACUAUCAAGACCAAGUACCAGGCCAUGCUCCACGUUGGCCCUGUCUCCCAAACGUGUGCCAUCAUCGACAUUGACCGAGCGCUCAUUCGCACAGGAGACCGCGCAACUGUCGCCUUCCGCUUCGUUCAACGCCCUGAGUAUCUUGCUCCAGGCGACAGGCUCCUGUUCCGCGAAGGUCGCACAAAGGGUCUUGGUAUUGUGAAAUCCGUUGGAUACGACCCAAAUCAUCCAUUGAUGCCUAACAAGGAUGGGGAGAAGGAAAAGCAGCCCGUUAACUCCGAGGUUAAAGUGGGUGCUUGACGCGCUUGUGGGAACUCGCCAUAAGGCUAGAUGCCUACGGCUGUCACGAUACCAUGUAAGGACAAGGAUAUGGCGUUUUGUUGGUUUUCAGGAUUAUUGAGUAGUCUAGCUGGUCUCGAUAUGCUUUAGGUCUGUCUCUCAUUACUGCAGCUUUUGUUCAAAUAUAUAAUAUUAUCCUAUGAUUACUAGUAGACCUGAACGCCCGCUAUUGAAGGCUGUCUGUUCUGCGCAGGCAUUGAUCCUCCAUUACCACGACAGGCAUCAAAUACACGCCUUGGAAACUUCACCAGCUCCUGAAUAACUGUUUCAUGCCCACAAUUCCUCUCCAGGUAGAUACAGACUGCCAGCCCCUCUACCACUGAUCUCCUCUGCAUCCACCAUGAGCUGUGUGCCGCUGCUUUUGUAUACCACCAUGCCAGCAAUACCAUAGCCUUGGGGUCUUUCUCCUCCAGUAGCUUCCUAUACCGCGGGUCCAGUUGCGUUAAGAAAGUGAGAAACUGGAUCACUGUAUUGUCAUCGAUCUUUCGGGGAAGCAACUGUGCGAGUAACGACGCAGCGACAUGAUAUGGGUUGUUCUGAGCUGUAGAAGACGGCCCAAUGUCAAAGGCAUCGUAGAACAUAGUCGGAAGGGCAUCGGGCGGAAUGGGCUUAGAACCAUCAGGAAUGCCGUCCCACUCUCUGAGCAACUGAUGGAAAAUACUAUCCUUUCUCGUUGGGUCAGCGAUAUUCCAUACAACCUUCUUCCCAUCGCUCAUUCCUAGCCAGUCAAGAUCCAAGGAAUCAGAUUUCUUGAGGGGCCACACUCCAUACACGUCUUCAGCAUCUAAAAGAGCCAUCGAAGCUGCGCCGAGGAGUGCUCCUGAAGCCCAGAGGGAAUCGCGUUCGGAGUCAGAGAGUUUCGACACAUCGGGGACUGAUCCUGCUGCCAUGAGACGGCGGUGGAAAAGGGCUGUCGCUUGAUACCAGUGGAAAGCGAGGGCUGUGCGGUGAGAAGAUGUUUGGCAGGGGUUUAGAUGCUGAUCAUGAAGAAGAGACAGAGCAAUAAAGACAUGCAUGAGAAAAG
Messenger RNA from Fusarium odoratissimum NRRL 54006, 3357 nucleotides. RefSeq lists its product as uncharacterized. The transcript has 4 exons. Lineage: Eukaryota; Fungi; Ascomycota; Sordariomycetes; Hypocreales; Nectriaceae. Gene Ontology annotation, biological process: translational elongation. The record is from RefSeq and is a predicted model, not a curated record. Gene Ontology annotation, molecular function: GTPase activity; GTP binding; translation elongation factor activity. Bases 349 to 1962 code for a protein of 537 amino acids.